ACGACGGGCAUGAUAUGGCGGAUUGACAGUCCGUGGAACUGUCAGGUUAGUUGGCUGACCGAGGCACUGCCUGACUGACUGACUGCCUGGAGAGAGUCCGCGUCCAUUGCCAAGUCCGCGUCCGUAAUCUCCGAAGCGAAAAGUCCUCGGCGCGUGCUUCUGGCCAAGAAUAAAAAACCAAAAUUGAAAUAAUAAUUGUGGGCCUGAGAGUUAUAAUUUUUUUGUUUGUUAAAUGUGGCAACUGUGAUAGAAAUAGCGCGAAUUUCGGUCUCCUCCUCCACCACCGAUAGCACCACCAAGGACCUCCUCGAACAUAACCCCUAGAAUCCACCACCCCGUCCUGCCAACCACCAAGAAAGACAAUAAACUACCGCUUGAUCCUGGGCCAGGAUGCGCAGCUUGAAUGAUUGACCGUCUUCAGAUACGCCGCUUGGGUGCAGCUGCUAGAAACAAACGAGCAGGAGGCGGAGGAGGAGGUGGAGGUGGAGGAACAGGAGCGGUAACACUAGCAGGCGGAACAGGAGGAUCAGGAGGAGUAGCAGGAACAGCAGCAGGAGCAGGAGCAGGAGCAGGAGGAGGAGGAGGAGCAGCAACAACUACAGCAGGAGGAACAACUGGACAGUCAACUGUCACUGGUAGUACUACUACUGGAAGUCACCACCAGCAUCAAUACCAUCAUCACUCCCAUCCCCAUACCCCAAGCGGCAUCAACACGCCCGCCACGGCUAGCACCAGUUCCUCCAGCGGCAACAGCCUGACCCCCCAGCAGCAGCAGCACCACCACCAGCAGCAGCAGCAGCAGCAGCCACAUCACCACCAGCAUCAUCACGCCCCCCACCAUCACGUUCACGCCCACGGCCACGGACAGCACCACCAUCAUCCCCAUAGCCAUCAUACCCACGGAGGCGGAGGCGGAGGCUACGGCGGACACUCGCAUCCCCAUCCCCCGUACACGCAUCCCCACCAGCAUCAGCACCGCGGCAGCCAGUUCAACUUUAAUCCAUCGCCGGGCAGCAGUCCUGGCAACGGACUGGGCGUGGUCGGACGCCAUCAGGAUGCGGCCAGUGCGCUCAACAGUCCCACGACCAUUGUGAACUCCGGCAGUGGCAGCGGCGGCGGCAGCAGCGUAGCCUUCGGGAUGCAGUCCGCCCUGCAACAGCAGUCGCUGGCCGGCGGCGGUUCCUCCGCUGGCACGGCGGCGGCAGCCUCAUCCGGACACAAUAACGGCGGUGGCGGAGCUGGCGGCGGCAUCGGUGUCGGAAUCGGGAUGGGCGCCUCAGCCAUGGGCGGGGGUGGUGGUGGUGGCCUGAACCUCUUGGGCGGCAUCGGCGGUCUGGGCGGAAUGGGUGGCAUGGGGGGCGGGGCAGCUGCUGCCGGGAUGGGGAUAUGUGGUGGCAUUAGUAGCACCGUCGGAUCAGCGGCCAUCACGGGCGUUCCACCCAUCGGCCUGGGCAUCGCCACCGGAAUCGGGAACAAGAUCAUGCUGGGCCGGAAGCAGAGCCUCAAGGGCGGUGAGCCCUUCCUCGCGGAUUACGGGCCGGAGGAGUCGCUGAACGAGAGCGCCGACAUCGAGUGGGUGAACAAGCUGUGGGUGCGCCGGCUGAUGCGACUCUGUGCCCUCGUCUCGCUGACCUCCGUCUCCCUGAACACGCCCAAGACCUUCGAGCGGUAUCCGUCGCUUCAGUUCAUCACCUUUGUCUCGGAUACGGCGGUCACGCUGCUCUUUACGGCGGAGAUGAUAGCCAAGAUGCAUAUCCGUGGUGUCUUGCAUGGCGAGGUGCCUUACCUGAAGGAUCACUGGUGCCAAUUUGAUGCUUCCAUGGUCAGUUUUCUGUGGAUCUCCAUCAUCCUGCAGAUCUUCGAAGUGCUGGAGAUAGUUCCCAAGUUCUCGUACUUGUCCAUUAUGAGGGCGCCUCGUCCUCUGAUUAUGAUUCGCUUCCUUCGGGUCUUCCUUAAGUUCAGUAUGCCAAAGAGUCGGAUCAAUCAGAUCUUCAAGCGAUCGAGUCAGCAAAUCUACAAUGUGACCUUGUUCUUCCUGUUCUUCAUGUCCCUGUACGGUCUUCUGGGAGUUCAGUUCUUCGGAGAACUGAAGAAUCACUGUGUGAUGAACAACACGAAAUACGAUGAGAAUGAUAUGCCCUUUCUGACCAUCAACUCCCUGGCCAUUCCGGACACAUUCUGCUCCAUGGACCCGGACUCGGGAUAUCAGUGCUCGCCGGGAAUGCGCUGUAUGAAGAUGGACUUCCUCAGCAGCUAUGUGAUUGGCUUCAAUGGCUUCGAGGACAUCGCCACCAGCAUCUUCACGGUCUACCAGGCAGCCUCUCAAGAGGGCUGGGUCUUCAUCAUGUACCGGGCCAUUGACUCGCUUCCGGCGUGGCGAGCCGCCUUCUACUUCAGCACGAUGAUCUUCUUCCUGGCGUGGCUGGUGAAGAACGUUUUCAUUGCGGUGAUCACGGAGACCUUCAACGAGAUCCGUGUCCAGUUCCAGCAGAUGUGGGGUGCCCGGGGCCAUAUCCAGAAGACGGCUGCCUCCCAGAUACUCAGCGGUAAUGAUUCCGGAUGGCGUCUGGUCACCAUCGAUGAUAAUAAGCAUGGUGGACUGGCGCCGGAGACGUGCCAUGCCAUCCUGCGAUCGCCCUACUUCCGGAUGCUCGUGAUGAGCGUGAUCCUGGCCAAUGGGAUUGUGACGGCCACGAUGACCUUCAAGCACGAUGGCCGGCCGAGGGAUGUCUUCUACGAGAGGUACUACUACAUCGAACUGGUCUUCACCUGCCUGCUGGACCUGGAGACGCUCUUCAAGAUCUACUGUCUGGGCUGGAGGGGCUACUACAAGCACUCCAUUCACAAGUUUGAGCUGCUCCUGGCGGCCGGAACGACGCUACACAUUGUCCCGAUGUUCUAUCCCUCCGGGCUGACCUACUUCCAGGUGCUGAGAGUGGUCCGACUGAUCAAGGCGUCGCCGAUGCUGGAGGGAUUCGUCUACAAGAUCUUCGGGCCGGGCAAGAAACUCGGAUCACUGAUCAUCUUCACCAUGUGCCUGCUGAUCAUCAGCUCGAGCAUCUCGAUGCAGCUCUUCUGCUUCCUGUGCGACUUCACCAAGUUCGAGUCCUUCCCGGAGGCGUUCAUGAGCAUGUUCCAGAUCCUCACCCAGGAGGCCUGGGUGGAGGUCAUGGACGAGACGAUGAUCCGCACCAGCAAGACCCUGACGCCCCUGGUGGCCGUUUACUUUAUACUCUACCAUCUGUUCGUCACCCUCAUCGUGCUCAGUCUGUUCGUGGCGGUCAUCCUCGAUAACUUGGAGCUGGACGAGGACAUCAAGAAGCUCAAGCAGCUCAAGUUCCGGGAACAGAGCGCCGAGAUCAAGGAGACUCUGCCCUUUCGCCUCCGUAUCUUCGAGAAGUUCCCCGACUCUCCCCAGAUGACCAUCCUACAUCGCAUCCCCAAUGACUUCAUGCUGCCCAAGGUGCGGGAGAGUUUCAUGAAGCACUUCGUUAUUGAGCUGGAGACGGAGGACCCAUCACUGGUGGAGAACUGUAAGCGUCCGAUGUCCGAGUGCUGGGAGUCCAAUGUAGUCUUCCGGAAGCAGAAGCCCGUGAGGAUCAUGAACAAGACCGCCAAGGUGCGGGCAGCGGGAAGUAGUCUUCGGAAGCUAGCCAUCACACAUAUUAUCAAUGACAGCAACAACCAGAGACUGAUGCUGGGCGACUCCGCCAUGCUCCCGGUGGUGGGCACAAAGGGCGGCGGCGGCCUCAAGUCCCAGGGCACCAUCACCCACUCGAAGCCGUGGCGCGUCGACCAAAAGAAGUUCGGCUCCCGCUCCAUCCGCCGCAGCGUCCGAUCCGGUUCCAUCAAACUGAAGCAGACGUACGAGCACCUCAUGGAGAAUGGUGACAUUGCCGCUGCCCCGCGGGCUAAUUCUGGACGAGCACGGCCCCAUGACCUGGACAUCAAGCUGCUCCAGGCCAAGCGCCAGCAGGCGGAGAUGCGUCGGAAUCAGCGCGAGGAGGAUCUGCGCGAGAAUCAUCCCUUCUUCGAUACGCCCCUGUUUCUGGUGCCGCGCGAGAGUCGCUUCCGUAAGAUCUGCCAGAAGAUCGUCCACGCCCGCUAUGAUGCUCGGCUGAAGGAUCCUCUGACCGGCAAGGAGCGAAAAGUCCAGUACAAGAGCUUGCAUAACUUCCUGGGCCUAGUCACGUACCUGGACUGGGUGAUGAUCUUCGCCACGACACUGUCCUGCAUCUCGAUGAUGUUCGAGACGCCCAGUUACCGGGUGAUGGACCAUCCGACACUCCAGAUCGCCGAGUAUGGCUUUGUGAUCUUCAUGAGCCUGGAACUGGCCCUCAAGAUCCUGGCCGACGGGCUGUUCUUCACACCGAAGGCCUACAUCAAGGAUGUGGCUGCCGCCUUGGACGUGUUCAUCUAUGUGGUGUCCACCUCGUUUCUGUGCUGGAUGCCCCUCAACAUUCCAACCAAUUCGGCGGCCCAGCUACUGAUGAUCCUGCGCUGUGUGAGACCACUGAGGAUCUUCACGCUGGUGCCGCACAUGCGGAAGGUGGUGUACGAGUUGUGUCGCGGCUUCAAGGAGAUCCUCCUCGUAUCCACCCUGCUCAUCCUCCUGAUGUUCAUCUUCGCCAGCUAUGGAGUUCAGCUUUAUGGCGGUCGUCUGGCCCGUUGUAACGAUCCGACCAUCACCCGGCGGGAGGACUGCGUGGGAGUCUUUAUGCGACGCGUCUUUGUUACCAAAAUGAAGUUAACUCCGGGUCCGGAUGAGUCCUAUCCGGCGAUGUUGGUGCCACGGGUGUGGGCGAAUCCGCGACGUUUCAAUUUCGAUAAUAUUGGAGAUGCCAUGCUGACACUUUUUGAGGUAUUGUCCUUCAAGGGAUGGCUGGAUGUCCGAGAUGUCCUCAUCAAGGCAGUGGGACCGGUACACGCCGUCUACAUCCACAUAUACAUCUUCUUGGGAUGUAUGAUCGGCCUGACCCUGUUCGUUGGCGUGGUUAUUGCCAACUAUUCGGAGAACAAGGGCACUGCCCUGCUAACCGUCGACCAGAGACGAUGGUGCGAUCUGAAGAAGCGUCUGAAGAUCGCCCAGCCGCUGCACCUACCCCCUCGACCCGACGGACGGAAGAUUAGGGCCUUCACCUACGACAUCACCCAGCACAUCAUCUUCAAGAGGGUCAUCGCCGUGGUGGUUCUCAUAAACAGUAUGCUGCUCUCGAUUACGUGGAUCAAGGGAGAGGUGCAUACGGAACGCCUGGUGAUCGUCAGUGCGGUAUUGACCUUUGUCUUUGUGGUUGAGGUGGUGAUGAAGAACAUUGCCUUUACACCCCGCGGCUAUUGGCAAUCUAGGCGCAAUCGCUAUGACCUACUGGUCACCGUUGCCGGUGUCAUUUGGAUAAUUCUGCAGACGAUUCUGCGGAACGAUCUGUCCUACUUCUUUGGAUUCAUGGUGGUCAUCCUGCGCUUCUUCACCAUCACCGGCAAGCACACCACACUGAAGAUGCUCAUGUUGACCGUGGGCGUGUCUGUAUGCAAGUCCUUCUUCAUUAUUUUCGGCAUGUUUCUGCUAGUCUUCUUCUAUGCGCUGGCCGGGACCAUACUCUUUGGAACUGUCAAAUACGGCGAAGGUAUAGGGAGGAGGGCGAACUUUGGAUCACCCGUAACCGGAGUGGCGAUGCUCUUCCGGAUAGUGACCGGAGAGGAUUGGAAUAAGAUCAUGCACGACUGUAUGGUGCAGCCGCCGUACUGCACCCUGGGGGACAACUAUUGGGAGACGGACUGUGGCAACUUCACAGCCAGCCUCAUAUAUUUCUGCACUUUCUAUGUGAUAAUUACGUAUAUUGUGCUCAACUUACUUGUGGCUAUUAUCAUGGAGAACUUCUCCCUCUUCUAUUCGAAUGAAGAGGACGCCUUAUUAUCCUAUGCGGAUAUACGAAAUUUCCAGAAUACCUGGAACAUAGUGGACAUCCAUCAAAGGGGAGUGAUACCCGUACGGCGGGUCAAGUUCAUCCUGCGUCUGCUCAAAGGACGACUGGAGUGUGAUCCUCAAAAGGACCGGCUCCUGUUCAAGUACAUGUGCUAUGAGCUGGACAAGCUGCACAAUGGCGAGGAUGUUACCUUCCACGAUGUGAUCAAUAUGCUGAGCUAUCGUUCGGUGGACAUACGGAAGGCACUCCAGUUGGAGGAGUUGCUGGCGCGGGAGGAGUUCGAGUACCUGGUGGAGGAGGAGGUGGCCAAGAUGACCAUUCGCACGUGGCUGGAGGGCUGCCUCAAGAAGAUACGGGCACAAAAUGCCAGCAAACAACAAAACUCAUUGAUAGCCGGACUGAGGGCCACCAACGAGCAGCCAGUUAUGCGUCCGAAUAUCCAGGAGGACAAGACGCCGCUGGGGGCGGCGGAGAAGUCGGCCAUCAGUACGAUCAGUGGAGCCGUUUCCGGCGCCUGUCCGCCCACCAGCGACGCCUUCUCGCCGACCUUCAGCUCCACGGAGAACGAGGAGAAGGAGGCCAGCAGCAGUGCAGCGGUGCCUCAUUCGGAGCCACUGACAGGGAUAGGAAUUGGUGGCACCACCACUACGGUGGCAGUGGCAGGGACGACGAUGGCUGAGAGGGGAACCGCCACGGCGACAGCUGCCCGGCAUGUGAUGACGAUGGGGAAGCGGGGCUAUGCCCUGAACCGAUCGGACUCCACGGGCAGUUCGGCGGGCAGGAAGUUCCUCGCCCCCACCUCCAGUGAUCCCCAGCAGCGGUCGACGCUGAGCGACAAGGAGCGGCUCCACAUCAGUAGUCAGCAGCGGAAGAAGAACUCGAUGACGACCCUCCCGCAUGCCGGACAGCUUGGUCAGCUGGCGAAGCAGAGGGGGGCGGGCGUCGGAAUGGCAGGAGGAGGAGGAGGAGUAGGAGGAGCAGGAGGAGCCGGAGUCGGAUCUGGAGGAGAGGCGAGCAAGUCGGCCAGCUUCUUCGCCAGCGAGAUUGGCCAGUUCCACUAUCCGACAAUAAACGCGGCAGCUGCCGCGGCAGCCGCUCUCCACGGACAUGGCCAUCAUGGACAUGUCCACGGGCAUGGACAUGGUCACGGGCAUGGACACGGCAUCGGCAUCGAUGCACUGCAUCAUCACCAUCACCACGGUGUCCUGGGCAGCCCAUCGGCGAUGAUGAGCCAGGUGAUCGGCGGCAGUGGCAAGCAGCAGCCGUUCAACAAUCAGGCUAAUGUGGUCUACGAGGUCCAUGACUGGUGGCAGGAGCAGGUCCUCUGCACCCAGACCAGUGACGAUGAGAUCUAGCCUAGAAGGAGCUAGGGAAGCUAGAGUAGGGAGUAGAGGUAGCAAGAAGGAAGGAUCAAGGAUCAGGAAGCCUAUUAACAUUAUCAACUAGUGGCCUAGACUUUUGUAAUUUGCCUAAAACAGAACGAAUGUAAAUGCCAAGGCCUCGAAAUGGUUAACACUUACGAUAGAGGAAAUGAAACAAUUUAAUCCAUGAAUAUAUAAUAUAAAUCAUAAAAUUAUAUAAAAAUAUAUAUAUAUAUAAAGAUAGAGAAAAACAGAAAAUCAGAUCCAGAUUAACAAAUCCCAAUGAGGGAAAGUAAUAUUAGUAUCUACGUUUUGUUGUUGUUUGCGUAUUAGAUGGAAUUAUGAUCAGUCGGUAUAACUUUGUUAUAGCUUAAAUAUAUAGAUAUAUAUAUAUAUGGAUAUAUAUUAUAUAUAUGAUAUAUAUAUACCGCAUAUGGAGUGCAUAUGUCUUACGUAUAGUGCAAAUUUAUAAGCGCGCCUCAUUGAAUUUCGUAACUUGCCAAAAAAAACAAAAAAAAAAAUAUAUAUAUAUUAAAAAAUGAAUAUAACGAAUAUGUAGCUGAUUAUAGCCGAGAAUGAAACGAAAUAGCCAAGUUUAUAUACCACAAUUACUAGUCUAAGAGCUACACCAACUAAAACGAGAUGCCUAUGAAGAUAUUUUGUGGAAAGUAAUAACGACAACGGCACAAAUUAAUAUUAAAAGUUAUUAUUGUAAUGAUAAUAGAGGUCGAGAGAGAGCAACCCAUUCAAUGUGACCCGAAACAAAACAACCCAAAAGCGUAAUAAAAAUCGUUGAAAUUGCAGAACGUUUUAA
Molecule: messenger RNA, 8099 nt
Organism: Drosophila ananassae
Lineage: Eukaryota; Metazoa; Arthropoda; Insecta; Diptera; Drosophilidae
Gene: na
Product: sodium leak channel non-selective protein
Exons: 16
Coding region: 404-7279 (2291 amino acids)
Biological process (GO): monoatomic ion transport; transmembrane transport
Cellular component (GO): membrane
Molecular function (GO): monoatomic cation channel activity
Source: RefSeq, a predicted model, not a curated record